Spodoptera frugiperda (fall armyworm) is the source of this 3766-nucleotide messenger RNA. RefSeq names its product cullin-2 (gene Cul2). The record is from RefSeq and is a predicted model, not a curated record. Lineage: Eukaryota; Metazoa; Arthropoda; Insecta; Lepidoptera; Noctuidae. The coding region runs from base 386 to 2719 and encodes 777 amino acids. Gene Ontology annotation, biological process: SCF-dependent proteasomal ubiquitin-dependent protein catabolic process; protein ubiquitination. The transcript has 14 exons. Gene Ontology annotation, cellular component: Cul2-RING ubiquitin ligase complex; SCF ubiquitin ligase complex. Gene Ontology annotation, molecular function: ubiquitin protein ligase binding.
UGCUGAGUAAUUUCUGGCUAGUGUGUUGUGGCGGCCAGCGGUCGGCCUGUCGGUGCGAAGUUGACAUCGUGCCAAGUUUGUGCGGGCGCCGACUGCGCGGUUAUUGCGUUGUUUCUGCCAGCCUGCCGUAUGGGUGUCACGCAGCGCUGGCCGCGGGCUGGUGGCCGGGCAAGGUCGUCGCCUUGCACCCUCAGCCUCGCCGUGGGUCGCGCGAACAAUGGGCGCGAUGACUUGCGUUCUCCGCGCGUCCAGUGACCCAUAUAGCGGCGCUACACUGACACACAUUAAAAUGCAAUUUGUAAAUAAUUAGUGGACGCAAUAGUUCCGUCUGUGUACUCGUGUUGUGAUGACAGCAGACACUGACAGUUCAUGUUAGGUGAGUGUGAUGAUGUCUCUCAAGCCCCGCAACGUUGACUUCACGGAGACAUGGGCGCACCUCAAGGAAACGGUGGCGGGCGUGGUGGGCCUGCGCGCGGUGGAGCGGUCGGUGUGGAACACGCGGUUCUCGGACGUGUACGCGCUGUGCGUGGCGCACCCCGAGCCGCUCGCCGACCGCCUGUACGACGAGACGCGCAACUUCCUCGAGGAGCACGUGGCCGGCCUGCUGCAGCGCGUGCGGGGCGCCGCGCCCCUCGACCACAACGACCAUAACGACGGCCUGCUCACCAGGUACGUGAGUGCGUGGCGCGAGUACAGCCAGGGCGUGGCGUACCUCAACAGUCUCUACUCCUACCUCAACCUGCAGCACGUCAAGCGGCAGAAGGUGUCGGACGCGGAGAUCAUCUACGGCUCGUCCGCGACAGUCACGUGCCCCGAGCAUGACGCCAGACAACUUGAGGUGGGCGAGCUGGGCCUGGAGAUCUGGGAGCGAGUACUGGUCAAGCCACUGUCCGCCGCACUCACUGGCCGCAUAGUCCGCGGGCUAGCUGCAGCCCGUGGCUCGGCCCCGGACCCCGCGUUCGCGUCCACCCUGCGCGAGGCCAUCCGGUCCACGGUGCAGGUGCGCGCGUUCCGCGUCCGCGCGCCGCUGGCGCUGUACCAGGCGCUGGUGCUGGAGCCGUACCUGGCGGCCGCCGCCGCGGCGCACGCGCAGCUCGCCGCCGACCUGCUCGCCGCCGGCGACGUCGCGCACUACACCACGCACGCACUCGCAGGACUCGAGAGGGAGGUGGCGCUGGGCGCGCGCUACCUGGACAGUUCGUCGGCGGAGGCAGUCCGCGCGUGCUACGAGCGCGCGGCCGUGGCGGCGCACCUCCCCACGCUACACGCGACUGUACCGGGCCUGCUGCGGGAGGCGGCGGCGGAGCCCCCGGCCUCCACGGAGCGGCGCGCCGACCUGCGCCGCAUGUACACGCUGCUGCGCCCGCUGGGCCCCGCGGCGCUGCGCCCCCUCGUCGACGCGGCGCACGCGCAGGCCGCCGCCGACGGACAGGCGCUGCUCGCACAGACACACUCCAAGGACGAGGCGCACACGCACUUCGUGAACGCGAUGCUGACGCUGCACGGCAAGUACAGCAAGCUGUUCAGCGAGGUGUUCGGAGGGGCGCAGGCCUUCGUGGGCGCGCUCGACAAGGCAUGCAGCGCGGUGGUGAACAGCGGCGGGGCUGCGGGCUCGGCGCCCGAGCUGCUGGCGCGGUACUGCGACUGCCUGCUGCGGCGGCGCGCGGCCGCCGACGCCGACGUGGACGACAAGCUGGCCGCCGCCAUCGUGGUGUUCAAGUACGUGGACGACAAGGACGUGUUCCAGAAGUACUACGCGCGCGCCCUCGCCCGCAGACUCAUCCACCAGCUCAGCGCCUCCAUGGAGCAGGAGGAGGCCAUGAUCAACAGACUGAAGGCAGCGUGCGGGUACGAGUUCACGAACAAGCUGCACCGCAUGUUCACGGACGUGGCGGUGUCGGCCGACCUCAACGCCAAGUUCCAGCAGCACCUGCGGGACCACAACCUGGCCACCAGCACCGGCUUCUUCAUCCAGGUCCUGCAGGCGGGCGCGUGGCCGCUGGGCGGCGCGAUGGCCCCGCUGGCGCCGCCGCCGCAGCUGGAGCGGCCGGCGCGGCAGUUCGAGGCCUUCUACCGCAACAUGUUCAGCGGGCGCCGCCUGGCCUGGCUGCACCACCUGUGCAGCGGCGAGCUGCGCACGCGCUACACGGCGCGCCAGUACCACGUGGCGGCCAGCACGGCGCAGUGCGCGCUGCUGCUCAGCUUCGACGCCGUGGACUCGUGGAACGCGCGCGAGCUGCGCGACACGCUGCAGCUCGAGGGGGACGCCUGGGGGCGCCAGCUGCGCCCGCUGCUGGACGCCGGGCUGCUGCUGGCCAGCGGGGAUGUCGGCACGGAGGAGGAGGAGAUCCCCCCGGAGGCGCGCGUGUCGCUGAACCUGGCGUUCAGCUGCAAGCGGACCAAGGUGCGCGUGACGUGCGCCAGUGCGCCGGCGCAGGGGGGCGGCGCGGGGGGCGGGGGGGCGGCCGCCAGCGACGCGGGGGACGCCGCGCACUGCGACGACGACCGCAAGAUGUACCUGCAGGCCGCCAUCGUGCGCAUCAUGAAGCAAAGGAAGGUCCUACGGCACACGGAGUUGAUCCAGGAGGUGGUGUCGCAGGCGCGCGGCUCGUUCGCGCCGUCCGUGGCCAUGAUCAAGAAGUGCAUCGAGGCUCUCAUCGACAAGCAGUACCUGGAGCGGGCGCCCGCCGCGCUCGACACCUACUCCUACCUCGCGUAGGACGCGCCAAUACAGGCCCUGCGCCCGCCGCACAAGGCCCAUUGUCGCGUGAACUAAUCCAUUGUUUCUGCGUGGCUCCGGCCUCGGUCUGACUCUAUGGCGCGACGGCGCUACACCGCCGACACCGCGCCCGAACAUAAUCUAAUUAUAUCAACAUCAAAAUACUUAGCUAAAACAAAUUCACAUUUUUAUAAUAACUAUCGUGAGACAUACUAAAUUAACUAAAAAUCACGGUUUAAUUGAGUAACGUACAUUAAUUGAGAAAAGCUCUACUAGUUUCGAGUCACAGAGGGACUCUUCAUCAUGAGCAGCGUGUGACUCGAAACUAGUAGAGCUGAUAACAAAUUCACAUUUUUAUAAUAACUAUCGUGAGACAUACUAAAUUAACUAAAAAAUCACGGUUUACUCACGUACAUUAAUUGAGAAAAGCUCUACUAGUUUCGAGUCACAGAGGGACUCUUCAUCAUGAGCAGCGUGUGACUCGAAACUAGUAGAGAUUUUCUCUAUUAAUGUACGCGAGUAAACCGUGAUUGUUAGAUAAAGCGAAUUAAAGUUAUGUUUAGUAGUAGCUCGGAGUUUGGUUUUAACAUAACAUAACAUUCUGGUGGAACAUGUUACAUUGUAUAGAUAUAUGUAUGUGUGUGUGUGUGUGUAUGUAAUGUCUCGAUUCAAACAUGUUAUACUGAGCUCGAUUACAAUGUCAGUCGGAAGACGGGGCGCUCACAUUGUGUUUAUAUAAAAUAUUUUGUAAAAUUGUUGUAACUUUAUGAUUUCUUAAUUUUCUAAUUUAAUAUUAUGUAUCACUAACUUCUGUUUCUCCUGUCUCUGCUCUCAAUGUCUAGGGUUUGAUUCCCGAUUAGUGAAAUGAUGUAAACGUUACUGUGUGCAGUGGUUAGUGUGCGGUGUCGCGGGGGUAGCGCGUUCGAGGCCCGGCCGAGGCAGUGAGCACAUCUGUUGUAUAUUUAAUGUACAAUAAUAAUAUAUUAUGUUUAACGGAGUAGAGGCACAUAAUUAUACAUAUUAUAAUAAACUUGUACGAAGUCGUUA